AUGGUUCUAACGCUCAAAAUCAUUCAAGCGAGUGAAUUAGUUGCGAAAGACUUCAGUGGCACAAGCGACCCCUACGUCAAAAUAUUACUACUGCCCGACAAAAGAAAUAAACUUACGACUAAAGUUAAACGGAAAAACUUGAAUCCAAAAUGGAACGAAACGUUUUUAUUCGAAGGGUUUCCCUACACAAAACUGUUGAACCGAACGUUGUACCUGCAAGUGCUGGACUACGACCGAUUCAGCAGGGACGAUCCGAUCGGUGAGGUUUCCCUACCCCUCUGCGAACUUCAACUUUCGACCACUGGCCAGAUCAUAAAAAUGGAGGCGAACGAAAACAUUUUCUAUUUUCUAAUUUUGUUAAGAAUGUCUUCAUUAACGUUGUUUAAAUGGGCAAGAAAUCUUAAGGCUAAAGAUAUUAACGGCCAAUCAGACCCUUACGUAAAAAUAUGGUUGAUGUUUGAUGGCAAGAGAAUUGAGAAGAGAAAAACUGGAAUAAAAGAAAAAUGUUUGAAUCCAACUUUUGACGAAGAAUUUCCAUUUCUGGUUCCUUACGAAAAAAUCCGCCAGACGAGUUUGUUCAUAUCAGUCAUGGAUUACGACAGAAUGGGACGAAACGAACUAAUUGGUCAGGUUCUACUCGGCAGUAAAAGUGGUCCGAUGGAGAUAAAACAUUGGAACGAGAUGUUCUCAAAAAGUAAAACUGAUGUGAAGAAGUGGCACAUGUUGAAAUCCUUCAGUUGA
This is a messenger RNA of Helobdella robusta, 741 nucleotides long. RefSeq names its product synaptotagmin 7f (gene Syt7f). The record is from RefSeq and is a predicted model, not a curated record. Gene Ontology annotation, molecular function: clathrin binding; SNARE binding; calcium ion binding. The coding region runs from base 1 to 741 and encodes 246 amino acids. Gene Ontology annotation, cellular component: synapse; membrane; axon. Gene Ontology annotation, biological process: regulation of dopamine secretion; cellular response to calcium ion; calcium-ion regulated exocytosis. The transcript has 6 exons. Lineage: Eukaryota; Metazoa; Annelida; Clitellata; Rhynchobdellida; Glossiphoniidae.